Molecule: messenger RNA, 2115 nt
Organism: Geodia barretti
Lineage: Eukaryota; Metazoa; Porifera; Demospongiae; Tetractinellida; Geodiidae
Source: the annotation of a GenBank genome assembly
GCAUGUGCGAAAAACCACGUGUGGGCGCUGUCAACCGUGGUGAUGAUCAUCUGUCCAUGGCGACACCAGCAGAGGAGCUUUCUCCCGAGAAAAAGAAGGAGCUGAUAACCAGGAACCUUCAGGAGGUUUUAGGAGAGGAUAGAUUGGAGGCUCUCCUCAAGGAAGGUCACAGGGUUCGUAUCUACUGGGGUACUGCCACUACGGGAAAGCCUCACGUGGCCUACUAUGUCGGAGUCACCAAGAUAUCCGAUUUUCUCAAGGCAGGAUGUGAGGUGACGUUCUACUGGCAGACCUACUGCAUCGCGCGCGGUCCUGGACAACCUGAAGUCCACACCUGGGAAGCAUCUGGCCUAAUAGAUCAGGUACACAAUGAGGCAUGCAUGCAUCACAAGCCCGCAUGUGGAGAGUCUACGUGUUCCUCUGGAGAACUCAAGGUUUGGAGGGAACCGAGUACCAGCUGAGCAGGGAGUACACGUUGGAUGUGUACAGAAUGGCUUCAGUAGUGACUGAGCAUGAUGCCAAGAAGGCAGGGGCUGAGGUGGUGAAACAGGUCAAGAAUCCCCUCCUCAGUGGACUCCUAUAUCCUGGACUGCAGGCAUUGGAUGAGGAGUAUCUCAAAGGAGUCGAUGCCCAAUUCGGUGGAGAGGACCAAAGAAAAAUAUUUACUCUUGCCGAAAAGUACCUUCCUAACCUGGGCUACAAGAAGAGGAUUCACCUCAUGAACCCCAUGGUUCCUGGUCUGACUGGCGGAAAGAUGAGCGCAUCUGAACCUGACUCAAAGAUUGAUCUGUUGGACUCGCCAGGAGACGUCAAACGGAAAAUCAAGAAGGCGUUCUGUGAGCCUGGAAACGUGCAGGAAAACGGGAUCCUGGCCUUUGCCAAACACGUUCUUUUCCCUGUCUUGGACGGAACAGAGUUUGUGAUAGAGAGGUCAAAGAAGCAUGGAGGAAACGUGCGAUACACCACGUUCACAGAACUGGAGGAGUCUUAUGCAAAGGAGGAGAUAUACCCCCUGGACCUCAAGAAUGCCGUUGCCAGGGAGCUGAGCAAGCUCCUAGAGCCGAUUCACGCCAAGUUUUCGGCCGACUCAGAGAUGCAAAUGAUCCGAGACAGGGCUUAUCCUGAUGAAGUGGUGAAGAAGGGAGGAGGUAAGAAGGGAGCUGGUGGGGGUGGGGCAGGACCUGACAGACCAGUAGACAUCUCCAGGUUGGAUCUCAGAGUGGGUGUGGUCAUCUCUGCUGAGAAGCAUCCAGACCCCAGUGUCAGUUCACUGUAUGUGGAGAAGGUGGACAUUGGAGAAAAAGGUACGUAUAACGUGGUGUCACUCUUUAGCCUUCUCUUGUUCAGUUAUAAUAUACACCACUGACACUAUGAGUGAUUAGCUCUAGGUGUAUAUACAUAUAGCACAGGUAGUAACUGAGUGAUUAAGCAUGGAGAUACAUAGAUCCCUCCUUCAGUGCCUCCCUCUUCUCUCUUAUCUCCCGCUGUAGUCCAUUGUCUCUCUUUUCUUCAUUAUCUCUUGCUCCUUCCGUUCUCCCUUUCCCCCCCCCUCCCCUCCCCGCCCUGCCUUCUCAGAGCCUCGUACAGUAGUGAGCGGUCUAGCCAAGCAUCUGACACUUGAAGAACUGAGGGACAGAAAGGUGGUCCUCCUGUGUAACCUGAAGCCAGCCAACAUGAAGGGAGUGAGAUCUGAAGCCAUGUUGUUAGCCUCUUCAAAAGAUGAGAGUGUGGAGCCACUCGACCCUCCUCCCGACUCUAAACCUGGAGACAGGGUCUAUGUGGAUGGAUACCAACACGACGUUGCUGGAGAACCUGAUGCAGUUCUGAAUCCAAAGAAGAAGAUAUUUGAACAGGUUCAGGCCGACCUCCUGGUGAACAGUGACUGUGUUGCAGAGUACAAGGGAGAGCCACUCAGAACUACAGUGGGUGUGGUCAAAGUUCGAACUCUGACCUCUGCUGGCAUCAAAUGAACAACAUGCCUAUGAGUCCUGAAUCAUUCUGUUGUGUAACAAUGUGUCAUCGAAGAGUGAAUAUUUGACUGGCUCAUAGGUAGUUCUCCGCAACGAAAAGCGAAAAGGCAGGUAGCACAGGACUGUAUACUGCAUUGUUGCAGUG